This is a messenger RNA of Salvelinus namaycush (lake trout), 1035 nucleotides long. Its product is annotated as signal-regulatory protein beta-2-like. Gene Ontology annotation, biological process: response to bacterium. The coding region runs from base 1 to 1035 and encodes 344 amino acids. NCBI's taxonomy places the organism in Eukaryota, Metazoa, Chordata, Actinopteri, Salmoniformes, Salmonidae. The transcript has 6 exons. The record is from RefSeq and is a predicted model, not a curated record.
AUGAUCAGAAUCUGCCUUCUUUGGGGACUUCUCUCUCAAGUGUACAUGAUUCAGACUGAAGACACUCCUCAACCAAUACCAGUGACUACUCGUCUAUUUGGAGACAAUGUAUCUUUGCUAUGUCCUAAAGCGGAAUCUGAACAAUUCCUGUACUGGUACAGACAAACUGUUGGCCAAUUGCCCCAUCUUGUCGCAUCUGUAUCCUAUGCAUCAGAACCUGUACUUAAAGGAGAGUUUAAGAACCCACGUUUCCAUGUGGAGGAAUCUCAAUAUGGGUAUAAUCUCAAAAUCAGAAAUAUCAGCACAUUAGAUGAGGCAACAUACUUUUGUGGAAUUGGGACAAUGUAUGGGAUGAACUAUGGAAAUGCAACAUUUUUGGCUGUGAAGGGACACAAUCACCCUACAUUGGUGCAGCAACCAGUUUCUGAUCCAGUCUAUCCAGGAGACUCUGUGAUUCUACAGUGUACAGUACUCUCUGAGACCUGUACAGGAGAACACAGUGUGUACUGGUUCAGAGCCGGAUCAGGAGAAUCCCAUCCAGCAGUCAUUUACACCCCUGGGAACAGGAGUGAUGAGUGUGAGAAGAGCCCUGAGACUCCCUCUCCUACACAGAGCUGUGUCUACAGCCUCUCCAAGAACAACCUCAGUCUCUCUGAUGCUGGGACUUACUACUGUGCUGUGGCCACAUGUGGGGAGAUCCUGUUUGGCAACGGAACAAACCUAAAUAUUGAAAGAUCGCUGGAACAUGUAGUCAUUGGACUGGGAGUGACAUCAGUUUUCUGUGUGAUUGUGAUCAUUAUCCUCGUCUUCACCAGAAAUACAAAGCCAAUUUGUGAACAUUAUAAAGCAGUGAGUGUUGCUCAGCAUAUUGGACAUGACAACUCAAGCACCAAAUGUGAUCAGGAACAAGACCCAGAUACCCUGAAUUAUGCUGCAUUGCAUUUCUCUGAGAGUAAAACUAAAAGAGGAAGAAAGAAGAGAGAGACACCACAGGAAAGUGUGUACUCUGAUGUCAGAUACUCAGACUGGGAGUGA